CCCGCGGAAUAGUGUCAGACCAAUCGGCGUGUGCGAGGCACUUUUAUGGACGGUAUAAAUAUUUUGAGCUGGAGGCAUCGUUACCAGCUGCUAUUUUCCUUCCUCAGGACCAGCUGUCCAGGAGCAUCCCGGACCGGAGCCAGGCACAUUCGGGACUUGGAUCUGACCAAGGGCGGCAGCAGCCGGGCUGGUGCAGCGAUGUCGGUGGUCGAAGAAAGCCGGCCCUUUGCUCAGCAGCUCUCUAACGUCUAUUUCACCAUCCUCUCACUGUUCUGUUUCAAGCUCUUUGUGAAAAUCAGCCUCGCCAUCCUCAGUCACUUCUACAUAGUGAAAGGCAACCGCAAGGAGGCGGCCCGGAUAGCGGCUGAAUUUUACGGAGUAACCCAAGGACAAGGUUCCUGGGCAGAUCGGUCACCACUUCAUGAAGCGGCGAGUCAAGGUCAUCUUCUUGCUCUGAGAACAUUAUUAUCACAGGGCUAUAAUGUCAAUGCAGUAACCAUAGACCACGUCACCCCAUUACACGAGGCCUGCCUUGGAGAUCACGUGGCCUGUGCCAGGACGCUUCUGCAAGCUGGAGCUAACGUAAAUGCGAUCACCAUAGACGGUGUGACCCCGUUAUUCAAUGCGUGCUCACAAGGCAGCCCCAGCUGCACAGAACUGCUUCUGGAAUAUGGUGCCAAACCCCAGCAGGAGUCCUGUCUUCCUUCCCCUACACACGAGGCCGCCAGCAAAGGUCACCAUGAAUGUCUGGAAAUCCUCAUAUCCUGGGGCGUAGACGUUGAUCAAGACAUUCCUCAUCUGGGAACCCCUCUGUAUGUUGCUUCUAUGUCUCAGCAGUUCCACUGCAUCCGGAAGCUUCUUUACGCUGGCGCUGACAUACAAAAAGGCAAAUAUUGGGAUACCCCAUUACACGCUGCUGCUCAACAGUCCUGUACAGAAAUUGUAAACUUACUGCUAGAAUUUGGAGCAGACAUCAAUGCCAGAAACACAGAGCUUCUGAGACCUGUCGACGUAGCGACCUCUAGCAGUUUGGUGGAAAGAUUACUGCUUCAGCAUGAAGCUACCCCAAGCUCUCUGUGCCAACUUUGCAGACUCUGUAUCAGACACUACAUUGGAAGACCAAGAUUACACCUUAUCCCACAGCUCCAGCUGCCAACAUUAUUGCAGAAUUUCUUACAGUAUCGAUAAGGCAGUAAAAUAAUUCUAAAUGUUUGAAAAUCAAAAAUUUCUAUUUCAUCUGCAUAGUGUAUAUUUCAUAUUAAAAUAUGCUAAAGAUAGGGUAAAGAGAUAUGAGAACACCCCCAGAGAAGUGAAAUAGCAAUUUUAGUUAAAGUGUACUAGUACGUACUAUUGUUUUAUGCAUUUUUACUGUUUUUGAACUAUAGUAUGUUUAAAAUAUCUAUAUAUUACUAGCUAUUCCCAUAUAUCCCUUUGUUGAUU
Messenger RNA from Lipotes vexillifer (Yangtze River dolphin), 1440 nucleotides. RefSeq names its product ankyrin repeat and SOCS box containing 5 (gene ASB5). Gene Ontology annotation, biological process: positive regulation of protein catabolic process; intracellular signal transduction; protein ubiquitination. Bases 46 to 1188 code for a protein of 380 amino acids. The record is from RefSeq and is a predicted model, not a curated record. NCBI's taxonomy places the organism in Eukaryota, Metazoa, Chordata, Mammalia, Artiodactyla, Lipotidae. Gene Ontology annotation, molecular function: protein binding. The transcript has 7 exons.